AUGGGCCAACAGGUCAAGUGGCCCCCAAAGAUGAAAGCACCUGACUCGUUCCGGAACCAGGGACUCUGGUGCGACUUCCAUCUUGAUCACGGCCACAAAGCUGAAGACUGCGUCUCCCUGAAGAUCGAGGUCAACAAACUGCUCCAAAAGGGGUAUCUCGGAGAAUUCCUUUCAGAGAAAGACAAGGCUCAUCUUAGCAAAGAAGCAUCAGGGAAAUCCAAAGGAGACGCACCAAGCUCACCACCUCGCCAGGACCGGGUGAUUCAUGUCAUCUCAAGAGGCUCUGAAGUAAGUGGCGUGAGUCAUGCAGCUGCGAAGAAGACAUUCGUCUCGAAGGCAAGUCAAACCCCACGGGUCAUGCAUCAAUAA
Messenger RNA from Brassica rapa (field mustard), 369 nucleotides. RefSeq lists its product as uncharacterized. The record is from RefSeq and is a predicted model, not a curated record. Lineage: Eukaryota; Viridiplantae; Streptophyta; Magnoliopsida; Brassicales; Brassicaceae.